Leptidea sinapis is the source of this 4098-nucleotide messenger RNA. RefSeq names its product sorting nexin-27 (gene Snx27). The transcript is spliced from 8 exons. Gene Ontology annotation, molecular function: protein binding; phosphatidylinositol-3-phosphate binding. The record is from RefSeq and is a predicted model, not a curated record. Gene Ontology annotation, cellular component: early endosome. Gene Ontology annotation, biological process: signal transduction; intracellular protein transport. Lineage: Eukaryota; Metazoa; Arthropoda; Insecta; Lepidoptera; Pieridae. Bases 29 to 1468 code for a protein of 479 amino acids.
AUAAAAAAAACAAAUCAAACUGUCCAAAAUGGCCGAGACAGAAACUGUUGAAAACAGUAUUAUUAGGCCAGAAAGAAAUAUAAAAAAUUCUGUUCUUAGCAAUGGCCCGCGUCGCGUUACAAUAUAUAAAACAGAGACGGGCUUUGGUUUUAAUGUGCGAGGUCAAGUGUCUGAAGGUGGACAGUUGAGGUCUAUAAACGGGGAGUUGUAUGCUCCUUUGCAACAUGUAAGCGCUGUUCUGGAGCAAGGAGCGGCUGAACAGGCAGGUAUCAGAAAAGGAGACAGGAUCCUUGAAGUCAAUGGAGUGAACGUGGAGGGAGCCACUCACAAGCAGGUAGUGGACCUGAUCAAGUCCGGUGGAGACUGUCUCACGCUGACCGUCAUAUCUGUCACACAAAAGGUGAACCAAUUGGAAGCAGAACGACUGGAGCCGGGUGACGAUGGCUCAGCGCCCGUGGGAGUAAUCGGAGGCGCCGCCAACUCCCGCGCGACAGUCUACCAGCGGUAUGACUACACGGACAAGCGGUCGCUGCCGGUGUCCGUGCCCGACUACCGCGUGGUGAUGGAGAGCUCGGGCCGCUCCUACGUGGCCUUCAACGUGCACAUGGCUGGCAGACAUCUGUGCAGCAGGAGGUACAGAGAGUUCGCGGCGCUGCAUCAGGUGCUGAGGAAGGAGUUCUUAGGAUUCAAUUUCCCGAAGCUACCGGGAAAGUGGCCCUUCACGCUGAGCGAGCAGCAGUUGGAUGCCAGAAGACGUGGACUCGAACAAUAUUUGGAAAAGGUGUGUGCGGUGAGAGUGAUAGCGGAGUCGGACGCGGUGCAGGAGUUCCUCACCGACUCCGAUGACUGCAGCAAUCCUUCGCCAGUCGAGCUCAAGGUGCUCCUGCCGGACAAGGAGGUGGUGACGGUGUCAGUAGUGCGGUCUACCAACGCGGAGGACGUGUACCGCGCCGUGGCCGACAAGAUCGGGCUGGCGCGACACGUGCAGAAGUACUUCUACCUGUUCGAGAUCGUGGAGUACAACUUUGAGCGCAAGCUGUGUCCUCACGAGUGUCCUCACUCCAUCUACAUCCAGAACUACUCCACGGCCAACAGCUCGUGUCUGUCGCUGCGCAAGUGGCUCUUCAACCCGGACGUGGAGGCCGCUCUCAUCAAACGCGACGAGAAGGCCGCGCAGUUCAUAUUCUGGCAGGCGGUGGAGGAUGUGAACCGCGGCGUGGUGUCGGCGGGCGCGCGUCUGUACCAGCUGAAGGCGCUACAGGAGCCGCGCCGCGCUCUGGACUACCUGGCGCUGGCCCGCGCGCUGCCGGGCUACGGACAUCUGGCCUUCCCGCCGCCCGCGCCGCUGUCGCUGGGUACGAUAUGGUCGGCCGUCAAGCUAAAGAAUAGAAUAUUAUUUUAUAAUUUAGAUUUUUUUUUUGUUUAUUUACAAUCCCUUACAAUAAUACACACAAAUAUAGAAAAGUAGAACUAAAUGUAGUGAUUACUUACAAAUAAACACAGCAUGCACAGAAGUAAUUAAUUUUAGGUAUUAUAUACAAUAAGUUACAAAUAAAACAUUUUCUUUAAAUUAAUAAAUGAGUUUUACACAGUUACAUCAAUUUUCCAAUUAUAACAUUAUUAAAGAUUACCAAUGAUGCUGCAAAUGGUCUUGCGGAAUUUGGCUAAGGAAUCAGCAAAUAUAUCAAUAUCAGCUAUGCUAUAAGAAUUUAAAAUUUUACAUAAUCGAGGGACUGGGGAAUUGGUACCUAGAAUCGUUCGACGAAGUGGAGGACAAAGUGGAGUAAUAGGCUUACGUGGAAUUCUUACUGGUACUCUUAGACCAAAUUUAUUUAGCAGUUCGGAACAGUCGAUAAAGUCGUUCAAUAGUUUAUGAGUAAACAGAAGAUCCAGAAGUUCUCUACGUUCAAAUUUUAAUGCGAAUGAGAAGACAAUCGAAUAGUUAUUUGAAUAACGAUACUGAUUUGAGAAUGAAGUAAAGUUAGAACGGUCAGCCUUCGGCUUAUAUUUUAUAUUUAAUAAAGUUAUGAGUACAUAAUCUAUAUUUAUAUAAAAUAUGGUAAAAGAAUAUACGUAUUAAAAGUGGAAGAAUGUUUUAUUGUACAACGAUCCCGCGUGUAAAGGAGGACUCGCGCGUUACAAUACCGAGAGAGCUCACUAUCUAACAUAGGAAUUGAACUAAAAAUCAAUGGAAUAAGAUCUGUAGGCCUAUUCUCGUAAGUUAUGUCAAAAGAUUUCACUUCGUUUUCUUGUAACACAAAUUGACGGUUCAACUCCGAUUGUGAUAAAGUUACGUUCCAAUGUAGGGAAAUUGCACGAUGCGUAUUCUCGUAAUAAGAUAGAACUUCAAUUGUUGGGAGAUGUUUAUUUUGCAAAAUAAACAUCUCCAACAAAACAAGUUAGUAUUCAAUACCAGAAAUCAAUUAAUGAAAACAGGAGCCUUUUGACUAAUUCAUGUUUUACUUAUUCAAAUUGUUAUAUAAACUGGUUUAAAAACUCAAUAUCUUUGAAAAAAACGUAUACAACGUGUGCCCGCUAAACAAGCAAGUUUAUAGCUUAAAAUCCUAACUUUUAUCUACCGCUUUUUCCACCUUCAUCUUGAUGCAUGGACUUCGGAAUCAAGAUAAUUUUACUAUGUACUUGGUCCGUUUAUGAUAUUUUUGUGCCAAGUUUUUUUGAGACAACCUAAGCCAGCUGUGCCGCAAUCUUCAAGAACAUAAUUUCCUGUAAUAAUAUUGUUGUAAUUCACUUUUUUUCUGUCUGUAAAAAAAAACAUUUUAAAUAGUGGGACGAAACAGGAAUAAAAAUCAACAUGGGAUGAAACAGGAAUGUGGGACAAAAACCCGGGGCGAAACAGGAACAAAUCAAAAUAAUUAAAGCUGUGAAACAACCAUAGGACGGGACAAAUGUCAAGGUAUAAAAAAAAUGAUGAUAAUCGCCAGAUUUCUUUGAUUUAAAUGAGAGCAGUGCGUCUUGUACAAAAUCUUUUGCUGUACCUGCGUGGCAAAUGAUAAGGCGAACCUUUUCCAAUUGGUGCUGCGAAGGUGGAAGCAUCAGCGUCGUGAGUCCUGGAUACGGUGUGGUUAGCGUUAGGCUAUGUUUCAUCCGUAUAUAAUUUGUCCAAUCAUGAAUUUUUUGCCUCUCUUAAAAAGUCACAUCGUGCCAAAGCAUUAUCUGUGUGUUCCGUUAAUAUUUACUUUUAUCUGAUUUUUAUACGAUAAAAAGGAAAAAAAUACUUUGGCCAAAGAAUAUUUUUGACAACAAAAUAGACUACUUCAAAGAAACAAUAAGUUUUGUUAAAGUUGGAAUUUUUUUCGAUAGUAGUCAUAUACAUACAUGACGACGAAUGGCGUCAGCGUCAAAAUCGUCAACUGCUGUCAUGAAUUUGUAGCACUAAUUGUCUCGAUUGCCCUUUCGACACACUUCUUUUCGGCAUUUUCACGAUUUAUUAAUUCAGCCCAUCGAAGGACACCUAAAGGUUUUACCCUGGAGUAAAACAAGUCAACUCGAGGUAUAAAAAAUGCGAGAGAACAUUCACCGAACGUAAAUGCGUAUGACUAGCACGGGCGUUUGUUGCGAGUGAUAAACUAUGGUAAAAAUGGCGGCAGGUUGGACGGUCGGUUAAUGUUCCUAGUUGACGUAUAUGUCGGCGUUACGCCAGGGUUUCCUUGAAUUGUCCAUUAUGAAGAAAUACAACACCACUAAGAAUUUCUCAGUUUAUUGAAGCACAACUGCUAGCAUAGAUAUGAACCGUCUUUACAUAAAAUAACCGUUUUUAUAGCUUCUGUACAAUAGAUGAAACAGAGUAGAUACAACUUCUUUUAAAACAUAAAUAAAAGUAGGUAUUGUAAAAUAAUUCCUAAAUACAGCUCAAUAAAUGUUUCAGUGAAUUUAUAUAACUUCAAAUGAUUUAUAUAAUAGCGUAUGCAUUUAAUUUGAACAAACAUUACGAAGUAAGAAGAUGUCGCUGCAAGCAAGUUUCGAAAUACAAUUAAGAAAGACUUAUUGCAUAAAAUAAUAAAGCUUGAUACAGAAUAACGAUAUUAAUUCGAAUGCAUUAAACAUUUACACAUUCAAUUAAGUAUUUUAACAAUAAAU